This is a messenger RNA of Dacryopinax primogenitus, 1458 nucleotides long. RefSeq names its product Six-hairpin glycosidase. NCBI's taxonomy places the organism in Eukaryota, Fungi, Basidiomycota, Dacrymycetes, Dacrymycetales, Dacrymycetaceae. The record is from RefSeq and is a predicted model, not a curated record. The transcript is spliced from 3 exons. Gene Ontology annotation, biological process: carbohydrate metabolic process. Bases 1 to 1221 code for a protein of 406 amino acids.
AUGUUCCCCUCCCUCUCCCUCCUCCUCCUCCCUCUCCUCUUAACCACCACCCUAGCACAAAACCUCACAGACAAUCAAAUAUCCCAAGUACGUUCAAACCUACAACAAUCCGCUCAGCAGUCAUGGGAACUAGGCACAGAAGCAGAAGCACUCACAGAACUCGACUACCCCUCAUUAUCCGUAUUCAGCCCUCUCUCCCUCCCUCCUCCCACAUUCUUCACCUCCUCUCCCCCCUCCGAGGUACUGUCCAUCGCCGCCAGCGUCGUCCACUCCCGCCCAGCAGGCCCAGGCCCGCUCAUACCCGCCGAUGGAGCAGUGGGUGACCCCGCCUCAAUAGGCGUCUCCGUUCUCCUCGCAAACUAUUCCCAUACCCCCGGGGGGAACUUCUCCGCCGCCGCUCAGGCGCAACUUGAUUACCUAUUGCUUGCUGCUCCCCGUUCCUCUUCCGGCGCUAUCUCACACCGAGCGGACCAAGUCCAGCUAUGGGCAGACUUCGUAUACAUGGCACCGCCCUUCAUAGCCUAUUACGGCGCAGUAACCCAAAACCAAACCCUCCUCGCUCUUGCCUAUGAGCAAAUCUCGCUCUACCGCCAAGCGCUACGCGACUCCUCCGGCCUCUGGCGGCAUAUUACCCUAGGCAGUGGGGUGGACGACGGACAUUGGGCGACUGGGAAUGGGUGGGCUGCGGCUGGGUGUUUGAGAGUCGCUAUGACGAUUUACUUUAGUGGGUUUGGGGGGGAGAUGGGGAAUGAGGUGAAUGAUCUUGUUGCUUGGGCAGGGGAGAUCGUGAAUGCUGUAUGGCCUUACCAGCAACCGAACGGCACUCUACUGAACUACGUCGACGACCCCUCCUCAUUCGCAGACAGCAGCUCCACAGCCCUCCUCGCCUCCGUCUCCUUCAGGCUCGCAACCCUGCCCUCCUCCCUCCGGUCAUUCCACACCAUCCCCUCCGCCCUGCGCGCUCAAACCCUAAUCAACAGCGCAGGGCUAAGCACAGACGGGUGGCUGCAGCCCGUCGUAGACCCAUACGACUACCCCUUAAGAGGGACGAAAUCCCCAGAAGGACAGGCGUUCGUUCUCCUCCUACAGGCGGCGUAUAGCGAGUGGAGCGCACAGGGGGAACAGGGUGAGAGUGCGGCCCGGGCGGUGGUUGGCUCGGGAGGGGUGGGGUGGGGGAAUGUGGUGGGUUUGUUAAUUGCCUUGUUGGUGGGGGUUUGCUAACCGGGUGGUUUGUUUCGUAUUUCUUACUUCCUGUUUCCUGUUUCUUACUGUUCUGGCUGGUUUUCGGUCUUGUCUGUGUGGACAAUUUUCGCUCCUUUUUGGGCUAUUCGUCGGAUGGUCGGACGGACGGGUCUACGUAUAUAUCCGAUUUUUACGAAACGACGAACAUUUCUUGCAUGUAUCUGGCUUGCUGCUUACCUGCUUACCUGGUUGGUGCUGCUCUUCCCAAACCAUCCC